AUGGGAUCUGUGGUCCCCCGAGCACUCUCCUGGAAUGCUGGGAAAUGUAGUCUCUUUCGCAUCGCCCAGUGCAACCUGCUGUCAUCCCAGAACCUUAGUUGCCAGUCGGCGAGGCGGGCUUUCCAUUGGCUUCGGGGCGGGCACUCCGAGGCUAGGGGGAAGGAGAAGAGAUCAGGAGCGGGAGCUGAGGGGAGGGAGAGGCCGGUCCGGGUCUGGCUGCUACCGCUGCUCGCCCGAGGUCUCCAGGCCGGGCUGCGGCUCUGUCCUCGGCUCCUGGGCACCGUCUGCGAGGCUCCGCCGGGCCAGCGUGGGAGAGCCGCGGGCGGCGGCCGCCGCAUCAUGUCAGCCAAGGACGAGCGGGCCAGGGAGAUCCUGAGGGGCUUCAAACUAAAUUGGAUGAACCUCCGGGAUGCUGAGACAGGGAAGAUACUAUGGCAAGGAACAGAAGACCUGUCAGUCCCCGGUGUGGAGCAUGAAGCCCGUGUUCCCAAGAAAAUCCUCAAGUGCAAGGCAGUGUCUCGAGAAUUGAACUUCUCUUCAGCAGAGCAAAUGGAAAAAUUCCGCCUGGAGCAAAAAGUUUACUUCAAAGGGCAAUGCCUAGAAGAAUGGUUCUUCGAGUUUGGCUUUGUGAUCCCUAACUCCACAAACACCUGGCAGUCCCUGAUAGAGGCAGCACCUGAGUCCCAGAUGAUGCCUGCCAGCGUGCUAACUGGGAAUGUUAUCAUAGAGACAAAGUUUUUUGACGACGAUCUUCUUGUAAGCACAUCCAGAGUGAGACUUUUCUACGUUUGAGAGAAGAAUGUGUGUGCAUUUCAAGAAUUUGGGGUUUGGGGGGGAAAGGAGGAAACGGUUUACUUUUUCCCUCCACACAUUUGGUUUUUGACACUUUCACCCCUAAUUCCCUCUAUGGCAAAACCCACCUGCAGCCACCAGGGGACCGGUUCUGUGUAGGUAACCAGAUGGCUGUUUCCUCCCAAGCUGCCAUCUUCCACUGACCAGACUAAACUCCCAACCCCAGGCCGGGGUAGAAGGCGAGCCUUGAGUCCUUCCCACGGUGACACAGGGACAAACGCUGACCGCGAGAGUGGAUGCUCUUCCCACCCCCUCCCUGCCUCCUCCUUGGGCCCUGCAGGCAACACAUCUUCCUUUGGCCCCUGGUUUUGGAAAAAUUCAUAUUCCUGACUUAGGGUUAGUUUUUUUCCUACCAUUUCUAUUUCAUACAUUCUCAUACAUCUAACUUGUAAAAUAGACUGAUAUUAUUAUUACAUAAUGAAUUAAAACAUAUGAAUUAAAAUAUUCCUACAGUCUUUAGCAUG
This is a messenger RNA of Neofelis nebulosa (Clouded leopard), 1316 nucleotides long. It is a transcript of the gene PDE6D, whose product is annotated as phosphodiesterase 6D. Gene Ontology annotation, cellular component: cytoplasm. Bases 1 to 792 code for a protein of 263 amino acids. The record is from RefSeq and is a predicted model, not a curated record. The transcript is spliced from 6 exons. NCBI's taxonomy places the organism in Eukaryota, Metazoa, Chordata, Mammalia, Carnivora, Felidae.